Messenger RNA from Andrographis paniculata, 3037 nucleotides. Its product is annotated as putative late blight resistance protein homolog R1B-14. Gene Ontology annotation, biological process: defense response to other organism. The record is from RefSeq and is a predicted model, not a curated record. The coding region runs from base 273 to 2861 and encodes 862 amino acids. Gene Ontology annotation, molecular function: ADP binding. The transcript has a single exon. NCBI's taxonomy places the organism in Eukaryota, Viridiplantae, Streptophyta, Magnoliopsida, Lamiales, Acanthaceae.
AAUCACUCUCAGCACAGCUCAAUUAUUGGGAUGAGUGUGCGUAGACUUUUAGACAGCCUGUCCGCCAUGGUUGUUUAUGCUUUAAUCUGCAAGUUGCUGCUGACUAAUACAACUCAUCUUGCCUGAGCUGUUCUAGUGGUAAAGGUUGGAAGAAGCACCCCUUCUUGGUUGUAGCUCUAGAUGGAAACUGUUUGUUUGACAUAAUACCAAUAGCACCUAUUGUGUGUUGUCUGAGAGGAGGAAGUGGAAGAAGAAGAAGAUCUCAGGAAGUUAUGGCGUACUGUGCUGCUAUUGCUUCUCUCGUGGAGUUACUCGAAGAUAUUCUUCAUCUGGGUCGAUAUCCCAACAUUCUUCUGGGGAGGGACCAAAUCAUGACAUCCCUCCACCAAAAAUUCACCCUUUUGCGAGAUUGUUCUCAACCCAAAGAUGAACAUAUAGAGAGGCGGAUCAGGGAUGCGGCGUAUCGAGCACAGGAUGUGAUUGAAUUUGAGAUCUCGAAGCAGAUUGAAUCAGAAUUAGGGAACAGUACCCAUCAUGGUGGAAUCGUGAAGAUUUUUCACAAACUGAUUUCUUAUUGCCAAAAUGUGGAGGAAGAAGAGUUUGAAGAAGAGCUGCUUAAGGUGGCGCAAGAAGUGGAAGCUAUGGUGGAGGAGCUGAAGAAGCCCCACGACGAGAAAAGUGAAGAUUUGCAGCCCAGCAGGUAUAGGAGUUCUAGUCCUGCACCAAAAAAUACUUUGGUGGGAUUCGAUGAAGAGCUAAUGAAGAUUAAAGACAGGAUCUUCGGUGGCUUAUCCCAGCUCCAAGUCAUUCCAAUUGUUGGCAUGGGUGGAAUAGGCAAGACCGCUCUGGCAAAAGCUGUCUUUGAUGAUCCGAAUAUUGUGGAGGACUUCGAUAUUCGGGUUUGGGUAACUAUAUCUCAAGGGUACGAUAGGGAACAAGUUCUUCGGGGUAUCAGUCAAUCUAUGGGCUUGAUGAAUGAUGUUGAUAUAGUUGGAGAGCAUUAUUUGGAAGAGAGAAUAUACAGACAUUUAGUUGGAAGGAGAUACCUAGUUGUCUUAGAUGAUAUAUGGAGUAUCAAAGUUUGGGAAGACCUCCUAAGAGUGGUCCCAAAUGACCUUAAUGGGAGUCGGAUUGUAUUAACCACUAGGUUAUCAGAUAUUGCCUCCACGGUUGGAUUCCCCACUCUGCACAUGCCAUUCUUGAACGAGGAACAAAGUUGGGAUCUACUCAAGCUUAAGGUGUUUGGACAAGAGCUUGGUCCGCCUGAAUUGGAGGACAUUGGGAAGUUUAUUUCAAGUAAAUGUGGAGGACUUCCACUGGCGAUUGUUGUAAUUGCAGGUGUGCUUUCAACUAUUUCAGAGGCACCCAAAGCCUGGGAAAUGGUUGCAGCGGAUGUAGAUUCAAUCUUGAGCAAUGAUGAAUGCUUGCCGAAGGUUCUGUCUCUCAGCUACAAUGCUUUGCCUUACUACCUGAAACCGUGCUUGCUAUACAUGGCAAGCUUGCCUGAGAACUAUGAAAUAAAGGUUUCCAAGCUCAUCAGAUUAUGGAUCGAUGAGGGAUUUGUUAGACGAUUUUCGGGAAGAACCUUAGAACUAACGGCAAAGGAAUACUUGGAGGAUCUUGUCCGACGAAAUCUGGUUCUUGUCACUAAGAAUAGAGCUACUCGUGAAUUCAAGGGUUGCCGCCUCCGUAAUAUCUUGAGAAACUUUUGCCAAGAAAGGGCUGUUUUCGAAGGUUUCUUUCAUGUCAUGCCCAUGAGAGAUUAUCAUCUUCCGAGAGUGGUUGAAAAUGCACGCCGCAUUAGUCUCUAUCAAAUUCGUCCCUCGGAAUCCCAUCUGCAUGAUAUAGGUAAACUUGUUCGCACUGUACUUUGGUUUGACGAAAUAUCAGAUUUUGACACCAUCAAAUUGGAUAGCCUUAAGCUGUUACGAGUCAUGGAUGUAGAAGGAACAACAGCUUGGCCGAUCCCGGAUGAAAUUUUCCAUAUGUUUCAUCUAAAAUACCUUGAGUUGUGUCUACAAGGCCUUAGACCGCAAGUGAACCUUCCUCCAGCCAUCUCUGUCCUUCAGAAUCUUCAGACCUUGAUUAUUUCGAGUCUAUCUGUCGGUUCCAUCGCAUUACCUCCUCAGAUUUGGUGUAUGACACAACUAAGGCAUCUUAUAGUUUCUAGAAUGACCUUGCCACCUGCUCCUGCGACCAACGGCAUUCCUGUUCGAAAGCUAGAACAUCUACAGACUCUUAUGACCGUAGAAAACUUCAUAUGCUCCGACGAUACCAUUGAAAUAAUCCCCAACCUUAGAAAACUGAAAAUUAGCUGCACAGGAAAUGAAGACAGUCUUGCGGAGGUGAUGUAUUGGCUCGACAACCUAUUCCAACUUCGUCAACUUGUGGAGCUGAAACUUGUUCUUCCUUGUAUUGUUGAUUCGAUCUUUAGUGGCUUCGCCUUACCUCUGAAUCUUACAAAGUUGUCUUUGGGAGGUUGCAAACUUUCAUGGCAAGAAAUGACGAUGGUGGGUUGUUUGCCGAAUCUGCGAGUGCUCAGACUGAGGGAAGACUCGUUUGUGGGAGAAGAAUGGAUUCCUGUAGAAGAUGAAUUCCUUCGGCUUAAAUUCCUUUCAAUGGAAAGGUUAGAUCUCAUGCAUUGGAGAGCAGAAUCAUUUCACUUUCCAAUGCUAGAAAACCUAGAAAUUAUUAAGUGUUUUAACCUGGACGAGAUCCCCUCGGAGAUUGGAGAUAUUCCAACGCUUCUUUCCAUUGACAUAUAUGAAAGCAGCAGAGGCAUUGAAGAAUCAGCGUGGAGAAUCUUGGAGGAACAAGUGAGUUACGGGAACGAUGAGGUCCAAGUUUGCGUUCACAGUUGAUAGUUAAUUUUUGGUUAGCCCAUGCUUUCGAUCUGUUAUUCUGUUUUAGUUAUAUCUGCUGAUGUUGAAUUAAUUCGAAAAAUGCCUACUUCAUUUACAAUAUUAAUGGUUUCUAGUAUCAAAACAUCAAGACAGGUUUUUCAUAGUCCAUCUUUGCAUAUUUGAAUUUUUAUUUA